AUGGAUAAAAAUCUCCAUUUCGAACUCAGCCAAAACACAGUAUUCCUCAAGCGAAACGGAAGUAACUGCUUGUCAGGGACCCUCGUUCUCUGCCUGGGGAAACCCACACGGAUCCGACGGGCAGAAGUCAACCUGAAAGGGGUCUUUCGCAGACAACCUCGCGAAUGGCCCGUUUUCAACACGAGCGUAUCACUCCUCCAGACGAAUAUCCUCCGGCCUCUGUAUCUCUCGCCAGGACGGCAUGAGUUCCCCUUCACUAUUCCCCUGCCUCUCUCGCGACAUAUGAAGGAGACGGUCGAGGGUGUGGACGGGUAUGCCGUCUUCUACCGGCUUAAAGGUUCGGUUGCUGUCUCUGGCAAGGAAAUCUCCUGUUCCGAGAGGAUACGCAUAUACCAUGCUCUUGAAUUGCAGACAGAUGAUCCGGUUGGCGUUUAUAAUGAAUGGCCUCAGAAAAUCAGAUACUCGAUCGAUACCCCCUCACGAUACGUGCCCUUUGGCUCAACUGUCCCUCUGGAAAUCAACCUCGCCCCCCUGACAGAAGGGAUACAAUUAGAAAGCAUCACGGUCGAGAUGCUUGAAGACCAGAAUCUUGCAGACGAGUACUUUUCCAACAAUUCAGCAGAACGACUGGUUCAAUCACGGAGAAUUUGCGAGCGGAAAUUCAAUUCUAUCAAAGAUCUCGACUUCGGCAAUAAUAAUUACUAUAACAAUGAUUACGAUAAUACCGACAGUGAUAAUGGAUUCUGCGUUUCGAUAUCGCUACCGACCUCGCUAUCUGCGUAUUCGCAGGAUGUCAUGGUCGGGCAUCUGGAUAUCUCUCAUCGACUGAUAGUCACCCUUUUCAUCAGGAACGACAAUCAUAUUUCUUCAAUCCGUGCAGCUGUUCCAGUCGUGAUAUAUAUGCCAUGUGCUAACCACGUCAAAGAUGGAAUUCCUCCACGAUACGAAGAUCAUAUGCUGGAUCUACCGGUAGACAUGUCUCAUUUAGAUCGAUUACCGAGUUACAAAUAA
Messenger RNA from Penicilliopsis zonata CBS 506.65, 1011 nucleotides. RefSeq lists its product as hypothetical. The record is from RefSeq and is a predicted model, not a curated record. NCBI's taxonomy places the organism in Eukaryota, Fungi, Ascomycota, Eurotiomycetes, Eurotiales, Aspergillaceae. The transcript is spliced from 5 exons. Gene Ontology annotation, cellular component: cytoplasm; plasma membrane; cytosol. Gene Ontology annotation, biological process: ubiquitin-dependent endocytosis. The coding region runs from base 1 to 1011 and encodes 336 amino acids. Gene Ontology annotation, molecular function: ubiquitin protein ligase binding; protein-macromolecule adaptor activity.